UGUAGGGAGUGUGUGUGACUGUGUGUCUGUGUGUGGAGGAAAGAGGGUGUGGGAGGGGAGAGGCCAUAAAAUACAAGCCAAAAGGAAGCGAGAGAAAGGGAAGUGGGAAGAGAAAGAGAUAUAAACAAGGCUGUGUGUCGAUUGCGAUUUUGAGGGUCGUAGCCCAAACUCUUCCGGAUACCUUGACAACCUACAAAGGACUGCAAACUUGAGUGUGACUCUGUGGAAAUAAGAUGCAUGCGAUGGAGCAGGGGAGCGUUCAAGAGCAUGGAAGAAGUAGAAAACUCUCCAAGAUCUGGGUGAUAAAUGAACGUGUUCGAGUGGGACUCGCAGAAUCCCUCAGCACCUAUGUCAUGAUGGUGUUUGGCUUGGGCUCUGUGGCACAGGUCGUGACUGGACGGGGUGCGUUCGGAGAGUACCUUAGUGUCAACCUGGGCUUCGGCCUGGGCGUGGCUAUGGGAAUGCAUAUUGGCGGGAGGGUCUCAGGGGCCCAUAUGAAUGCAGCAGUAUCAUUCUCCAUGUGUCUCUUUGGUCGUUUGGGUUGGAGGAUGCUUCCCGUCUAUAUCCUCUGUCAGCUGAUAGGCUCCUUCUUGGCUGCUGGGACCAUAUACUCCCUUUACUAUGACGCCAUAUACCACUACUGUGGAGGGAAUCUGACUGUGUCUGGCCCUAAGGCUACAGCUGGGAUCUUUGCUACCUACCCAGCACCCUACCUCUCGCUUCCUGCUGGAUUCUUAGACCAGGUGAUCGGCACGGCCAUGUUGUUGCUGUGCCUGAUGGCCCUGUCUGACCAAAGGAACCAGCCUGCUCCAUCGGGGAGUGAGCCCAUCGCUGUGGGCCUGUUGGUACUGCUCAUAGGAGUCUCUCUGGGGAGCAACAGUGGAUACGCUAUCAACCCUAGCCGCGACCUGGGACCACGAAUCUUCACCGCUAUAGCAGGCUGGGGGCCAGAGGUGUUCCGGGCAGGUAACGGCUGGUGGUGGGUACCUGUACUUGCCCCCAUGGUGGGAGGAGUCACAGGGGCUUCCAUCUACAAGGUCUUUGUGGAAUUGCACCACCCCUCCCCCUGUGAACACAGGAGGGAGAUAGAGGACGAGGCAGAGGAGGAGGCUGCGCCUCUGGAUAUGCAGAAAAACCUCAGCCCAGAGGUGUGUGUGUGAGGCACCCCAGCUAUGUGUGCGCACACUUGCUACACCCAAAGUAACUGGAGGAGGAUCCAAUGGAACAGAAACAUCAGCAAACAAUUGGGGAUGUUGUUCUGAGAGGACACUGACUGGACUGGUUACUUUCUCGACGGUCCAAGUCCAAGUGAC
Molecule: messenger RNA, 1313 nt
Organism: Oncorhynchus mykiss (rainbow trout)
Lineage: Eukaryota; Metazoa; Chordata; Actinopteri; Salmoniformes; Salmonidae
Gene: aqp7
Product: aquaporin 7
Biological process (GO): glycerol transmembrane transport; water transport
Cellular component (GO): plasma membrane; basolateral plasma membrane
Molecular function (GO): urea transmembrane transporter activity; glycerol channel activity; water channel activity
Source: RefSeq, a predicted model, not a curated record